Phacochoerus africanus (Common warthog) is the source of this 3139-nucleotide messenger RNA. It is a transcript of the gene HYCC1, whose product is annotated as hyccin PI4KA lipid kinase complex subunit 1. The record is from RefSeq and is a predicted model, not a curated record. Bases 249 to 1814 code for a protein of 521 amino acids. NCBI's taxonomy places the organism in Eukaryota, Metazoa, Chordata, Mammalia, Artiodactyla, Suidae. The transcript is spliced from 11 exons. Gene Ontology annotation, cellular component: plasma membrane. Gene Ontology annotation, biological process: protein localization to plasma membrane; phosphatidylinositol phosphate biosynthetic process.
UUCGUGCCUGUCAGAGUAGCUGGCGGCAGUGGCGGCUCUCGGGGCUGGGUUGUCAGUCAGUGAGCGGAGGGGGAAGAUGGCUCGCUGGGACCCAUUCUGCUAAGGAGGAAGGGGGGCAGGUGGUGCUGCUUACCCGAGAGAAAGAGGAGCAGCCUUCGUCGCUGUCGCUGCGAGCCAGACAAGUCGAGGUUCUGGAGGUGGAGCUUGAGGAGCCGCUCUGGUUGAAGGUUUAGAACAGAUGUGGAAAGAUGUUUACUUCAGAGAAAGGGGUUGUGGAGGAAUGGCUGUCAGAGUUUAAGACACUACCAGAAACAUCUUUACCAAGUUAUGCUACAAAUUUGAAAGACAAGAGUUCUUUAGUUUCAUCUCUCUAUAAAGUUAUCCAGGAGCCACAAAGUGAGUUGCUAGAACCUGUCUGUCACCAGCUCUUUGAAUUCUAUCGCAGUGGAGAGGAGCAGUUGCUUCGAUUUACCUUGCAGUUUCUUCCAGAACUGAUUUGGUGCUACCUUGCCGUCUCAGCCAGCAGAAAUGUGCAUAGCAGUGGAUGCAUUGAAGCUCUUCUUCUAGGGGUUUAUAAUUUGGAAAUAGUUGACAAACAGGGACAUAGCAAAGUAUUGAGCUUUACGAUUCCAUCUUUAUCCAAACCAUCUGUAUAUCACGAACCCUCCAGCAUUGGGUCCAUGGCUCUGACUGAGAGCGCUCUAUCCCAGCAUGGUUUGUCAAAAGUUGUGUACAGCGGACCUCACCCCCAAAGGGAGAUGCUGACAGCACAGAAUAGGUUUGAGGUGUUGACAUUCCUUUUGUUGUGUUACAAUGCUGCCUUAACCUAUAUGCCCAGUGUUUCUCUUCAAUCACUGUGUCAGAUUUGUUCAAGAAUCUGUGUUUGUGGAUAUCCUCGACAACAUGUAAGAAAAUACAAAGGUAUAAGUAGCAGGGUACCAGUUUCUUCAGGAUUCAUGGUGCAGAUGUUAACAGGGAUUUAUUUUGCCUUUUAUAAUGGAGAAUGGGAUCUUGCUCAAAAAGCAUUGGAUGAUAUCAUAUACAGAGCUCAGCUAGAAUUAUAUCCAGAGCCAUUGCUGGUUGCUAAUGCAAUACAGGCUUCAUUGCCUCAUGGUGCCAUGAAAUCUAGUAAGGAGGGUACAAGGUGUAUUCAAGUUGAAAUUACACCAACUUCCUCUAGAAUAUCAAGAAAUGCAGUAACCAGCAUGUCAAUUAGAGGUCAUAGGUGGAAAAGACACGGAAAUACAGAAUUAACAGGUCAAGAAGAACUGAUGGAGAUAUCUGAAGUUGACGAGGGAUUUUAUUCCAGGGCUGCAUCUAGUACCAGCCAGUCGGGUUUAUCAAAUAGUAGUCAAAAUUGUAGUAACAAGACAAGUGUAGGAAAGACUCAGAGACGGUCAGGAGGAAGCAAAACUGGAGGAAAAGAGAAAGAAACUUCAGGGGAGUCUUGCAAAGAUCACUUUGCUCGAAAACAAACUCAGAGAGCCCAAAGUGAGAAUCUCGAGCUUCUCUCCUUGAAGAGACUUACAUUAACAACCAGCCAGUCCCUGCCUAAACCUAGUAGCCAUGGUUUGGCUAAAACCGCCGCGACUGUAUUUAGUAAGUCCUUUGAACAAGUCAGUGGUGUCACAGUCCCACAUAACCCAUCUUCUGCUGUUGGCUGUGGGGCUGGGGCAGAUUCCAAUAGGUUUUCUGCUUGUAGUCUCCAAGAAGAAAAGCUUAUUUAUGUUUCUGAAAGGACUGAACUUCCAAUGAAGCAUCAAGCAGGUCAUCAGAGACCUCCUAGUAUUAGCAUUACUCUGUCCACAGAUUAAUUUGUAAUCGUUUUCUCAUGUAACCAGUGAAUCUGGAAAUAUGACUUUGCUUCUUUAUCAAAGUGCCCAGGGUCUUUCAUCCCUGUUCCUGACAAGAGCACUGCUGUCUUAAAUUCUGCUACCUUGACUUUAUGAAGUGAAUAAUGUCUAGAUUGCAGUAAGUUGACAUAUGGUUUUGUUAUGUCUUGGUUAUGUUUUUUCCCCUUAGUUUGAGUAUUUUUUUUCCUUCUUCUUUUUUGUUUUUGUUGUACUAAAAUUGUCAGUGUGACAAUACAUUUUGGCAGGUUGUCUGAUCAGAUUGGUUACAUCUCAUGUGGGGUUGUGAGUCUUUUUUUUUUUUAAUAACUGCUAUUUUGGAAGCUGUAUGUUUGGCCUUCAGUGUAAAAGGGGAGCUCCAUGUAUGGGAACUAUUUUUUAAGGAUGAGGCUGAGCUGCAACUCUAGGAAUUCUAUGAAAAACAGGCUUGUGAAAAAAACAGAAUUGAUAUGUAUGACAAGUGCCCUAUAAAAAUGUUUGUAAUCGGAUCACCUUUAAGAUUAGUAGGGCAGUUUGUAUAAAGUACUGGAAAAUGCCUGGGAACUCAGUAGUACCCUGAAUUAUUAUAUGAUUGCAGGGAUGUGAAGAGGGAUUUCUGUUGUUAUAUUUGAAACAUUUUUUCUAUAAAAAUAUCGGAUUGCUAGUAGAUGUGUUGUUUUGAAGCAUUUGAUCUGGAUUUAGCAGGUGAAAAUCCCUUUCUUUUUCUUUUCUUUUUUUCUUUUUUUAGCCAUGCCUCUGGCAGGCUGAAGUUCCUGGGCCAGGGUCCAACCCAAACCAUAGCAGUGACCUUAGCCACAGCAGUGAUAAUACCAGAUCCUUAAGUGCUAGGCCACCAGGGAGCUCCUGAAAAAUCCCCUUCAGUUCCCAAGAUGUACUAAGCCAUAAAGCUGACUUAUCUUGCUGCUGGACUUCAGGAAUCCUACUAAGUUUGGAUUCCCAUAAUUCAGAGCACACAUCAUUGGAGACUUCCUGGAAAUCACUCUAAAUUUUACAACCUAGCUCUCAAGACGUCAUUCAUUGUUCACCAUGUAACACUGAAUUGUUUGUCUACAAAUGAAGGAAAUUAGGUAAAUUUUUCAUGUAUAAAAUAUCAUUGAAAAAAAAUUAAAAUAGUGACUUAGGACAAAGGACAUUUAUAUAUUUUAACUAAUUUAGGGCUAUUUAUGUUUGUUUUUAAAAUUCAAGCUAUAAAAUAUGAAAAAUAUUAAAUGUGUUUCUUGUUGUUGAACAAGCCUAUGUUAAAUGUUUUUGUUAUGAUAGAGUAAAAAGACAAUAUGACAGAAGUUAAA